This is a messenger RNA of Amyelois transitella, 1706 nucleotides long. RefSeq names its product SET domain-containing protein SmydA-8 (gene SmydA-2). Gene Ontology annotation, molecular function: protein binding. The record is from RefSeq and is a predicted model, not a curated record. The transcript has 3 exons. Bases 7 to 1662 code for a protein of 551 amino acids. NCBI's taxonomy places the organism in Eukaryota, Metazoa, Arthropoda, Insecta, Lepidoptera, Pyralidae.
UGUUAAAUGGAUCAAAAACGAGAAAUCCCAACAUGUGAAGUUUGCCAACAACCGGCAAACCAGACCUGCGGAGGAUGCAAACUCGUAUACUAUUGUACAAAGGCCCACCAGAAACUAGGAUGGAGGGAGGGACACAAAUUCAAGUGCUGUGCUUUCAAAGUGCAGGUGUCAGACAAGAUAGGAAGACAUAUGAUAGCGACCAGGGACAUCAAGGCUGGGGAAAUGAUCCUCAAAGAAAAACCAGCAGUAAUCGGACCCAGGAUCAGUUGUGCACCCCACUGUCUAGGAUGUGGUAAAAAACUGGAACCAAUGAAGAUUGAAGACAAGUAUGAUUACUACAAAUGCUCGAUGUGCAACUGGCCUAUGUGUGGACCGAAAUGUGAAAAGGCCGAUGUACAUAAACCAGAAUGCAAAACUAUGUCGGAUAGAAAGUAUAAGUGCACGAUAAAAUAUGAGAAGCCGGACAAAAAUGAGGCUGCUUAUUGUGUUAUUUCACCGUUACGAGUGUUACUCAUGAAAACCACCAAUCCUCCUCAGUAUGAAAAUAUUUUGAGUUUGGAAUCCCAUUUAGAGGACAGAAAAGACACACCAUUGUAUCUUGUUUUGAAAGCAAAUUUAGUGACUUUUAUAGUCCAAGUAUUAGGAAUGCCAUUUGAUGAAGAAACAAUUUUAAAAGUGGCUUCAAUUUUUGAUACAAAUGCAUUUGAUGUUAGGUCGGUUGAUGGUACUAAAAGGUCAAGAGCUAUUUAUGUUACGGCAUCUAUGAUGAAUCACAAUUGCAAAGCUAACACUCGUCAUAUAUUUAUUGGUGAUGAUUAUAUUAUGGCAGUGAUAGCGACAGUGCCAAUUGCAAAAGGUGAACUGAUUACAACUACCUAUACACAAUCAUUAUGGGGCACCUUGGAUAGACGAAGACAUCUGAAAAACAACAAAUGUUUUGACUGUGAGUGUGAAAGAUGUACAGACCCUACAGAAUUAGGGACGUAUUUAGGAAGCAUUUACUGCUCUAUGUGCAAUGGUCCAUUUAGUAACCCAGAAUCCACCAAGCGGCCCAUGUUAAUAUCAACAAAUCCAUUAGACGAAGGCGCUUUAUGGAAAUGUGAGGUAUGUAAUCAUUUUAUUCACGGACGACAAAUGGUAUGGGGAAAUAAUGCCUUAUCACAAGAUUUGAAUAAACUGAAUAAGAAUGGCCCCAAGGAGUUCGAAGAGUUUAUCGAAAGAUAUAGCAAUACAAUGCAUCCCAGUAAUCACUUGAUUGUGCAAGCAAAAUUAGCACUGAUUCAAAUCUAUGGGAACUAUAAAGGAUACACACUUUCAGAGUUACCAGAUCAUUUACUAACCAGAAAAAUAGAUUUAUGCCACGAACUUCUCGAACUUGCUGAUAAAUUGGAUCCUGGUUUCACAAGAUUCAGAGGAACAUUACUGUUAGAUCUUCAAGCUGCGAUGACUAUGCAAACUAAGAGAGAUUUCGAAAAUGGGAAGAUAACCAAGGCUGGAGCACAAGAUCAAUUGAUGGAAAGCAUGGUGUUGCUGCAAGAAGCCACCAACAUCCUAAGGGUGGAACCACACAUGAGAGAUGCGUUGGAAGCCAAAAUACAAGAUCUGUCUAGCCAGCUGGAACUCGGUGAAGAAUUGACAAAUGGAAAUGGUGUCUCAGAAUAAUCACCAGUCCCCUUAUUCACGAACAUUGACAAGCCUGUCUCUAA